AUGCCUCUGCCAUUUCGCUCCUCGAUCUGCCUACUAUGCAAAAUUAGGCCGACCCUGGUGGCCCCGCCGAUUAUUUCGGCCUCAUGGGAGACCACGCGAGGCAUGGCCUCCGUCCGAAUGCGCCGCAAGGCCGCUCGAAUGGCGCUAUCACCCACUGUCUCCAAACAAUCUUUGCCUACCACCAAGCCACGAAGAGAACGGGCCGGUCCCUUCGCCUCGAUGAACCAGACCCAGGCACGAAUUCGAGACGUACCGCGUGCCCGAUCGCAGGCGGCCCUCAAGCGUUCAGGGCAGGAAGGCGGCAAGACGGAGAAGAAGGACAGCCCGUUGUACAAAGCGUUGAAGAUGCAGACAACGUUGACGCCUGUGCCCUAUGGUCGCCGUUCCGCUAUUAAGGCUCGACUUGCCGAUAUCACCAGCUUCGACCACUUCCCUCUCCUUCCUGCAGUUCGCCAGUCAAUUUUCGUCCAGGCUCUAGCGGGUCUCAGCGAUGUUACCCCGACACCGAUUCAGCGACUUGCAAUUCCGGAAUUGUUGCUGGAUGGGUCUAAGAAGAAGAACAAAGUGAAGAAGGCGGGCGAGGAAGAAAUAGAGCACAGUUUCGACCAGUACCUCCUGGCAGCAGAGACCGGAUCAGGCAAAACACUCGCAUACUUGCUACCUAUCGUUGAUGCAGUCAAGCGUGCUGAAACCCGCGAGAAGGAGGAAGAGAAAGUUCUUGCGGAACAAAGGGAACGAGAGCGGGAGGAGAGAAUGAAGAACAAGGCCUUCAGCUUGGAGCCUGAAGAAGCGCCAAUGACGAACGCGUGUCGUCCUCGGGCCAUUAUUCUCGUUCCAACCUCCGAAUUGGUCUCCCAGGUCGCAGCAAAGCUUAAGGAGUUGGCCCACACCGUCAAGUUCCGCUCAGGCGCGAUCUCCUCAACCUUCACUCCCCGUCGGAUCAAAAACGCGCUUUUCCACCCCGACGGCAUCGACAUCCUAGUUUCGACACCUCACCUUCUGGGUUCAGUUGCGAAGACAAACCCCAAUAUCCUCAGCCGAGUCUCUCACCUUGUCCUUGACGAGGCUGAUUCCCUCAUGGAUCGCUCAUUCAUAGACACAACGUCAGAAAUCAUCGCCAAAGUCACUCCAUCACUCAAGAAGUUGGUCCUCUGCUCAGCCACGAUCCCCCGCAGUCUCGACAACCAGCUACGCAAGCGCUUCCCCGAUAUCCAGCGAUUGACGACUCCGAACCUGCACGCCAUCCCCCGUCGCGUGCAGCUGGGCGUUGUGGACAUCGAGAAAGAACCAUACCGUGGGAACCGCAACCUCGCAUGCGCCGACGUUAUCUGGUCAAUUGGCAAGGCAGGAGACAGACACGAGCACACCGAGACAUGGGGACCCCUCAAUGCCUACAUGGAGCCGAAGGUCAAGAAGAUCAUCGUGUUCGUCAACGAACGCGAGGAAGCCGACGAGAUCGCCGCUUUCCUGCGAUCAAAAGGCAUCGAUGCUACCUCGCUGUCCCGUGACACCGAUUCCCGCAAAAAAGAAGAGACCCUUUCGGAGUUCACUGAGGUUAAGCUGCCUCCGACUGCAGAGGAAAUCGUGCUUAAUAAGAAGAAGAACCGGGCCGCGGACAGCAUUCCAUUCGAGCUUCCUGAACGUCAAGAAUCCAUCCGUCGUCUUGCUGACACCAAGGUUCUUGUCACUACCGAUAUCGCCUCCCGUGGUAUCGACACCCUGGCCGUGAAGACAGUCAUCCUCUACCACGUGCCGCAUACAACAAUUGACUUUAUCCACAGACUGGGCCGUCUCGGUCGUAUGGGUAAGCGUGGUCGUGGCGUUGUCUUGGUUGGCAAGAAGGACCGCAAGGAUGUCGUCCGUGAGGUGCGCGAGGGCAUGUUCCGUGGUCAGGCUCUGAUCUAG
Penicillium bovifimosum is the source of this 1905-nucleotide messenger RNA. RefSeq names its product ATP-dependent RNA helicase MRH4 (gene mrh4). Gene Ontology annotation, molecular function: ATP binding; nucleic acid binding. The coding region runs from base 1 to 1905 and encodes 634 amino acids. The transcript has a single exon. Lineage: Eukaryota; Fungi; Ascomycota; Eurotiomycetes; Eurotiales; Aspergillaceae. The record is from RefSeq and is a predicted model, not a curated record.